GGCGCGCUCUGGAGUGCGGUGACUCAGCCGGAAUUUUGGCACGGGAUGAGAUGGGGAUGGGGAGGUGGGGGAAAAGCGAUAGAAGAAGAAUCAAAAGAUACGAAGGCUGGCUUCUCUCCUCCCAGUUAGACCCGGUGACAGUGAUGCACCCCUGUGAUCUCCAGCACACAGAGAAGCCCUGGGAAGAGAAUCGGAAGUUCAAGGCCAGCCAGGACAACCUAGUGAGACCCUGUCUCAAAUAAAAUAAGAAAAGGUCAAAUAGUACAAAAACCAAAACAAAACCAUUAACUGAAGUUCGGGAAACACUUCUUUGAAUCCAUUCCAUCAUUUUGCACAUCAAGGAACAAAGGUUUGGAGAAGAUAAGAAGCUAAGCGAGGACAUUGUUCCCAGGCAAGCCUGCGCAGCCUCGGACUGUCUGGCUUGAAACAAGAAGAUAUUGACGACAGGAGAAAGAGCUGCAGGGGAGCCCGAAUCCAGUGAAACGCGGACCUGACCUUUCCCGGCUCAUGGCCCCAGAGCUCUCAGCCCUCCCUCACGCUGCGUUCCAGGACAGGCAUGGCCCUGCUCUUUGUACUAGGUUGCGUCUUCUUCCCAGUAUUCUUCGCUGUCCUCCGUUGGGGCCUGCAGAACUACACCAAACUGCAGAUGGAGGCAAGAGAGGCUGUUUUGGUGGCAUCCAAGUAAGAAGACCAGGGUUAGUGUCCUCCGUCCAAGCCAUCAUGGCCUCCACAGCUGGCUACAUCGUCUCCACCUCCUGCAAGCACAUCAUCGAUGACCAACACUGGCUCUCCUCCGCCUACACGCAAUUUGCAGUGCCCUACUUCAUCUACGACAUCUACGCCAUGUUCCUCUGCCACUGGCACAAGCACCAGGUCAAAGGGCAUGGAGGGGACGACGACGGGAGACGCGGAGCACGGGGCAGCACCUGGGCCGUGGUGCGCGGCUACCUGCACAAGGAGUUCCUCAUGGUGCUCCACCAUGCUGUCAUGGUGCUGGUGUGCUUCCCCGUCUCUGUGGUGUGGCGACAGGGGAAGGGAGAUUUCUUUCUAGGCUGCAUGUUGAUGGCAGAGGUCAGCACCCCCUUCGUCUGCCUUGGCAAGAUCCUCAUCCAGUACAAGCAGCAGCACACGCUGCUGCACAAGGUGAAUGGGGCCCUGAUGCUGCUCAGCUUCCUGUGCUGCCGGGUGCUGCUCUUCCCCUACCUGUACUGGGCCUACGGGCGCCACGCCGGGCUGCCUCUGCUGGCCGUGCCCCUGGCCAUCCCGGCCCACGUCAAUCUGGGCGCCGCGCUGCUGCUCGCCCCCCAGCUCUACUGGUUCUUCCUCAUCUGCCGCGGGGCUUGCCGCCUCUUCCGGCCCCGAGGCUCCCCGCCACCUUCUCCCUGUCAGACCCAGGAUUGAGGGUGGGGCCUGGGGACCCUCCCCACCUGCACCCCCACACAGGGACAGGGCUCUGGGGCCAGUGGGUGGGGGUUGGGAGCCAGGGGCCCCUUGCCUUGACAGCCCCAGGACUGACCGAUGGACUCAGAGGGGGAGGGGCAUCUUCCCUCAGGGGCUAAGAACAGGAGCAGGUGACCAUAAGGCAGGGAGAGAGGGGACCUCUCUCAGGAGCCAGGCUGAGCCCCUUCGCACCCCCUGCGCUGGGACAGCCAGGAAAGGGGAAGGGAGCGCACUUCCCACCUGCCAAGGGCUGGGGGGCCUGUGGGGAGACAGGGACUCAAGGGGACCAGGAGUCAAGGACAUGGGGGUGGCCUGCUGCCAAGGACAUACAUCCCAGCCCCUCUGCUGCAAACCCCUCUCUGCUCCCGGGUCACCUGGGAGAGAGGGGACACCCUGACUCACCCCGCGGGCCUCCUGAGGGCUGGCUGCUGCCUCACAGCUCCUCUCCAGGGAGGCCGGCCUGAGGGAUUUUAUUUAUUUUAUUUAUUCGCCCAAAUUCAAACUGAUUUGCUGGGGUGGGGGAGGGAGGUGGCUGCUACCCCCACCCCCAGCCUUCCCAGUGCUGAGCAACCCCGGGGGGCCGGUGAAGGGCACCCAGCCCCUUCCCAUCAGGCUGCACAUCUUGCCCUCCGGCCCUGGCAUGUCCCUGGUGCUACAGACCUCUCAAGGCUUCCUCCAAUCUGGGGUCGGGGGACCCUGGGAGGUGCUUUACAGACCGCUAAUAAAGACGAUCUGCGUCUGCGUGAACGCCA
Ictidomys tridecemlineatus (thirteen-lined ground squirrel) is the source of this 2192-nucleotide messenger RNA. NCBI's taxonomy places the organism in Eukaryota, Metazoa, Chordata, Mammalia, Rodentia, Sciuridae. The record is from RefSeq and is a predicted model, not a curated record.